Molecule: messenger RNA, 3246 nt
Organism: Naegleria fowleri
Lineage: Eukaryota; Heterolobosea; Eutetramitea; Acrasida; Naegleriidae
Exons: 1
Coding region: 1-3246 (1081 amino acids)
Source: RefSeq, a predicted model, not a curated record
AUGGUUGAAACUGUCUUAUCGUUUCAUCAAUAUGGUACCGAUGAUUCUUCGGAUAUACCGGGUUACACCGAGACUCCAUCAUCAACCUCAAAGUAUUCGAAAACUGUUCCUCCCCUGCGAUUUCAUAAACCAUCAUCACAGCAAGAACUAUCUCAAGGAAAUUCAUCAGCUAGAAGAAAUAACGAUAAUGUCAUUUCAACCCCGAAAUCCUCAUCAAGAGAUCGGUACAUGAAAAACACCCCUUCUAACGAUGCAGCAAAAAUUCUUCCUUCCCCAAACAAAAAUUCUUCAUCACGCUCUUUAAAAAACCUGUCUGGGAUCGACGAUAACAACUCUAAAGAUGUAUCAUCAACUCCGUCCAAAUUAAACCACUCAAGAAAACAAUCAUUGGCUUCACUACGCCAAUUGGAGACCUCUCUUUCUAACAAGGCUCUCGAAAAACCAAAUAACACACCACGUUCCUCAAGGAUAAGCUCAACUUCCGCUCAGCAAACAGGAAAACCAUCGUCAUUUCAUAACACUGUUAAUUUGCCACCCGUCAUCAACAACUCCAAAAUUUCAGCUUCAAACAAUAAUCAACAAAAUUCCGUCAUACGAUCGUCAUCCUCCAAACGUGUCUCUUCCAAAUCCUCUAAUUUCAACACUUACACACCACAAUCAUCUUCUUCCACUACCUCCAGUUCUAGCAAUAAUAGUCUAGGACAACUUGUAAAACCUGCCAUUCCUUACUCAGCCAACUCCAACGACGCUACCUCUCCCUCUAAUUUAUCUACAAAUAAUAAUAUUUCUGUAAACAACAACUCCGAGAAUAGCAAGGGACUAAACUUUUCUCUUAACCUCAAGAAUGUAAUACCUGUCAUACCACUAACUUUACCUGAUAAAACAACAACAGUGAUUGACAAAUCGAUACUGACAAACAAUGUAUCACAAAGAACGCCAAAACAAAAAUCCGAGAAUAACAAAAUUGAUAGUAAUGUCCAAACACAAAAAAGCACAAGCAAUGAAACGCCGACCGUACUUUCAUCACGAAAAGAACUUUCAAAUGUAGUGGUCGCCAAAAGCUCUUCUUUACCCAAUAGUUCAAGAAGGAAAAAAGGAAAUAGCUCACAACAAAAAUCGCCACUAGGUACAAAUAUUAUUUUGCUUUCGCAUGAUUUCGGACUCGAAAUGGAUUAUUCGAAUCGUUCAAAUGAAAUGGACAAUGUUGAGGAGGAAGAUGGUUCGCCCGAUGACUCGUCUAUUGAAGUUCUGACAGUUCGUUCUGCGGUCGAAGAUGUGUUUCACAAAACCCACAGUAAUUCUCAGACUCCUAGACUGGGUAAGCAAGGCUCCCAAAGUUCACUUCAAGGCUCCAAUUCUUCCUCUCGAUCAAAACAAAGCAAUGCGAGUUCAUAUGACCAUGAGGAUGACGUUCGAACCUUUAGUGAAAAGGAAUUGCGGAUUCUUCAACAAAGCUUUUCCAAGAAAUCGGAGAAUAAUCAUGUGGCUAAUACUAACGAUGAAGAUCAUGAACAGUGUAGUUUUUGGGAACAAGUUGAAAUAGACCAUUUUUCUCUGUUAAGUGACAGUGAAAGGAUGUAUACUCUUUUUUCAAUGUGGAUACAAGAAGAGCAAGAGGAAGAAAUUAAGGAGGUUUACAAGCUUCAAUAUUUUGAUGAAAGAAUGGAAGAAAAGGGAAAUUUUGAGUUUCCACAUUUUCAAACCUAUUUGCGUGAUGAGUUAAGCAAACUGAAAAAAGCAUCAUCCAUUAUUUAUGAAGAAGCGUUUGUACAAGUUGUAGACUAUUUCAUUUCUUUAAUUGCACCCAGACAUGAUCAAUUUUCAACGUCGACAAGAGUGAACAAUUUACUGUUCGUGUGGCAGGAGUUCAUUUCUCUUGAAUUUUUUGAUUAUUUGGAUAUUAAGCGAAUAGGAAGUAUAUCAAAAGAGUCUGUAUUCAUGAUUUUAUGCUUGAUAUCAGCCCAAUGCAAACGAAAUUUAUGUCUUUUUCUUGAAAUAUUUGGAGAAACAAUUUUUGAGUUGUGUCGCUCUUCCUCAAAUAGCUCCACAAGUCGAAACUUGAAACGUUCUUCGGCCCAACAAAAGGUGACAAGCGUUCAUGAAGCGAGAAAAUUGUCGUUCAUGUGCGGUAUUGAUGAUAUUCAGUUCACAAAAGCUCUUAUUCGAUACAAUUAUCAAGAUUUAGAAUGGCUCGACUUGGAAAUGUUUUUAAAAGUUUAUCGGCAUAUCUUUCAAAAAUUUGACAAAGGAACACUUCUUGAGAAGGAAUACUUUGUUCCUCCCAUGAUUUCUCCCUCAACCGACCGUACAACAGCUCCUCCAAUAUCCGCAAGAAAAGCAGUUGGAGGAAGUAGCGAGAGCGCCAGUAGCAAUCGAAGUGGUUUCCAUCAUAUUAAUGCAGUUGCAAUAGCUUCAACUACCAACACUGGUUCAACAAAUAGUAACAACAACAGUGCCCAUCAUCAAUCUUUUGAAGGAUCGGUAACAGCUCUUCAUAUGGACAUUAAUUCCUCCUCUUCUGUGGUCAUAGAGACCUCAUCAUUGCUCUCUGAAAUGAGCCAUCCUCACCCAAAUUCGAUCUCUCCCUCCAGUCAGGAAGUUUUCAACAAAGCUCAAUCAACUCAACAACAGCCGGCAGGCUCGUCUUCAUUUGUUCAGAACGCCCUAGCGCUCUUAGCAUCCUCAAGUGUGACACCUCUUUCAGAAACUCCUCAUCACCAAGAGAUGGAUGAAAACAAUGUCUACAAUCCUCCUUCAUCAGGCCGUACACCAAAACAAAUCUACAGUAGCUCCAAAAAAAUUGCCUUCCCACUUAGAGGACUUUCACAAACUCAACUGGUUGACACUCUUGCUGAGAGUAGUCAUCAUCAAAACAAAGCAACAUCAAUAACAAAUAGCACACAUAAUCAUGGAAAGCCAUUCCCUUCCAAGCAAGACGAAACGCCCUAUUUCAUUGAAGAAGAAAGCACUAAGAAGCAAGUACCGUUUGUGAGUGACGAUAAAUUUCUCGAAGAAACGAAAGAAAAAGUCUUUAUGCCAGCCCAUCACCACCAUAAUUCUGAGAAACACGAAUGCUCAAAUUCAAAAUCUUCAGGCAAACACAACAAGUACCUUGUCAAUGCUAUGGAUGGCGGUGAUCUCUCUCAAUCAGGCCGGCACAUGAAAGCAAAGAUUUCCUCAUCAUCGACGAAUCAUGAAAAGAAAGAUAGUUCAAGAAAAAAGAGGUGGAAAUGUUGUAUCAUGUAA